Molecule: messenger RNA, 664 nt
Organism: Lathyrus oleraceus (garden pea)
Lineage: Eukaryota; Viridiplantae; Streptophyta; Magnoliopsida; Fabales; Fabaceae
Product: protein OXIDATIVE STRESS 3
Exons: 2
Coding region: 1-576 (191 amino acids)
Source: RefSeq, a predicted model, not a curated record
AUGUUAUCCAAUUAUUCUUAUAUAUAUAAGAUCCAAUAUUUUUAUAAAUAUAACAUAACGGAUCUAAGCUUUUUCAUUGAAGGAUUGUUUCAUUUCUUCUUCUUGAUACAAAUCUUUGUUGAAAUGAAUGUUAAAGGAAUAAUGGUAAAGGAAAAUAAAAGUGAUUCAACAACAUCAUCAUCAUCAUCAUCCAUUGGAACAUUUUCAGAAGAUUCAAUGAAUUGUUUGUGUUCUUGUUCAUCUGAGUUGAUAGAGGAUGCUGAUUCAUCUUCAACUUCAUCAUCACAUUCAAAUGGAUCUUUAUGUGACUUAUCAGAGCUCAUGAACAAUCUUCCAAUAAAGAGAGGGUUGUCGAUGUUCUAUGAAGGGAAGACACAAUCAUUCAGUUGCUUAGGUGAGGUAGAAAAGAUGGAAGAUGUUCCAAAGAAAAGCAAUAAAAGAAUGAAGUCAUGUAGAAGUUAUGGUGAUAGAAUAUGGUAUAAUAGUCCAAAGGCAACAAUAUCAAAAAAGACUUCAAGACUGACUUUUUCAUCUGUAUUAACUAAAAGAGGGACUUUCUUACAAAGGUCUAGCUAGCUCUUCCAUUCUUGUACAUAACAACUUCUGAAAUCCAAUUAAUUACAGACAGCUUGCUUCAUUUAUAAAAAGCUUUUUAUUAAUCUCA